Molecule: messenger RNA, 2383 nt
Organism: Sebastes umbrosus (honeycomb rockfish)
Lineage: Eukaryota; Metazoa; Chordata; Actinopteri; Perciformes; Sebastidae
Gene: fermt1
Product: fermitin family member 1
Exons: 15
Coding region: 1-1998 (665 amino acids)
Biological process (GO): integrin-mediated signaling pathway; cell-matrix adhesion
Cellular component (GO): focal adhesion
Molecular function (GO): integrin binding
Source: RefSeq, a predicted model, not a curated record
AUGCUCAAAGCUGCAGAGUUAGGAGAAACAUCAUGGGAGCUGUCCGUGCAGGUGGAUCAAACACAUGGAGACGAGUCCAUGAAGUUUAAGCUGAGGGUGAAGGGAGACUUGCACAUCGGAGGCCUCAUGCUGAAGCUGGUGGAGAAGAUCAAGGCUCCUCAGGACUGGUCAGACCAUGCCCUUUGGUGGGAACAGAGGAAAUGCUGGCUGCUCAAGACCCACUGGACCAUGGACAAGUAUGGAAUUCAGGCUGAUGCUGACCUGCGCUACACACCACAGCACAAACCCCUGUUGCUGCAGCUCCCCAAUAUGAAAACCAUCAAAAUGACCGUCAGCUUCUCCAAUGUGGUCUUCAAGGCGGUAUCGGAGAUCUGUCGAAUACUCAACAUCAGAAGAUCAGAGGAGCUGUCCCUGCUGAAGCCUCCAGACGAUCCCUCUAAGAAGAAGAAGAAGAAAGACAAGAACUCAGCACACGACGACCUCUGGGAUAUCGAUUUACUUAGCGGGGGACCACCAGGCUCCGGCCCCCAGUACAGUAAGACCAUGACAGCCACCUACGACCCAGAGAACGGGAUGCCGGUGUCUGCCACCAGCCUCUGGUUUGGAGAAAACCCUCUGGCCGACUCCCAGCCAAACUUGCCUCCCGCUGAGCUGGCCAAGAUGUACCAGCCGCUCUCGCUAGUGGACAAAGCAACUAACUUCGCAGGGUGGUUGGACUCAUCUCGUUCUCUCAUGGAGCAAGACAUUCAAGAUGAAGACAAGCUAUUGCUUCGCUUCAAGUACAAUGUCUUCUUUGACCUCAAUCCUAAAUAUGAUGCCAUAAGAAUAACCCAGCUGUAUGAACAAGCUCGCUGGUCCAUCCUGCUGGAGGAGAUAGACUGCACUGAGGAGGAGAUGCUGAUGUUUGCUUCAUUACAGUAUCACAUUUGUAAGCUGACCAUGUCAAGUGAACCACUGGACCGCUCCAACGAGCCAGAAAUAGAUGAAGUGGAGGCUGCCCUGUCCAACCUGGAGGUGACACUUGAAGGCGGACUCGCAGACCGAAUUCUGGAAGACAUUACAGACAUUCCAGAGCUGGCAGAUUCCCUCCGGCUGUUUAGGCCCAAAAGACUAACGCUGCGGCCGUACAAAGAGUACUGGUUUGUAUUCAAGGACACAACCAUCUCCUACUACAAGAACAAGGAGUCCUCCAACGGAGAACCCAUGGAGCAGUUUCACCUCCGAGGUUGUGAGGUUGUGCCUGAUGUCAACGUGACGGACAAAAAGUUCGGCAUUAAGCUCCUGCUCCCAGUUGCCGAUGGGAUGAACGAGGUGUAUAUUCGAUGUGACCAUGAGACGCAGUACGCCAAGUGGAAAGCUGCAUGCAUCCUGGCCUCUAAGGGCAAGACGAUGGCCUACAGCUCCUACAAGUCAGAAGUGAGGAACAUUCAGUCCUUCCUGCAAAUGAAGAGCCUGGCGCCACCUCCUGGUCAGGCAGCCCCUGACCUCGACGCUAUGGAGAUGAAUGCCGAAUGUUUCUUUUCCCCACGCUACACCAAGAAGCACAAGACCAAACAGCUAACCGCACGUAUCCUGGAGGCCCAUCAGAACAUAGCACGGCUGUCCCUAAUGGAGGCCAAGAUGCGCUUCAUCCAGGCCUGGCAGUCGCUCCCAGAGUUCGGUAUCAACUACUACAUUGUCAGAUUCAAAGGCAGUAAGAAGGAUGAGAUUCUGGGGAUCUCAUACAACCGUAUGAUUCGUAUCGACAUGUCUUCUUGUCUGCCUGUCACCACAUGGAGGUUCGCCAACAUGAAGCAGUGGAACGUUAACUGGGAGAUAAGACAGGUGACUAUUGAGUUCGAUCAGAAUGUGUCGAUAGCCUUCUGCUGUAUGAGCUGUGACUGCAAGGUGGUCCACGAGUUCAUUGGCGGCUACAUCUUCCUCUCCACGAGAUCUAAAGACCAGAACGAGACGCUAGAUGAAGAACUGUUCCAUAAACUUACUGGAGGCCAAGAAUGAGGGAAGAUACAAGCCUGUGCUUCUUGUAGUACAUCUGUUGUGUAUUUACAUAUGUUGUAAUGUGAAAGUACAGCAUUCAUGUACUGUAGCAACGGUAAAAUUGAGCAAAUCACUGCCAAAGAAAAUGUAAUUCUGUAUACUGUACAUUUAACAUUUACACUCAUUUUUUUUUGUCAUCAUAUAUCCUGCUGUGAACAGUUAUAGCAAUGUAUCCUGCACUACAAAAAUAAUGCUGUUGAUGUAAAUAUUGAGUCAAGAUAACUUGAUUGCAUUGAUAUUUGUAGGAACUAUGUUUUUUUUUUUAGGUGAAGAGAUGUUCUCGUUUCAGACAGAAACACGUUUUGUAAAAAAAUCAUUAAAGGGUGUUUUUUUUUGUAUUUCAUAA